GUAUUCUACCUUGAGCUCCUUGAAAGAAAGGAACUGAGAGUAACUUCAGAGGAGAAAAUGCUACCAACACCUACUGCAAACAACACAGCAGCCUCAUCCCAGUGGCUUCCUUGUGUGAACCCAGGCAAUCCGGUGUUUUCUUGUAUGCUGGAUUCAAAGACUCUCACCACCAGCAAUUUCUUAACAAAGCCCAAGCCUUUGCUCUACAAAACAACAUCAAGUGAAUACGGUGCUAUACCGCCUACCUCACAAAUGGUCCCCUGCAGAUUUUUUCCAAAGGACAACUCCUUUACAAAUCAUUUGUUCACUUGUGGGCUGACACAAUUUAACAGUAUUAACACUGGCAUUGACAGAAGCAAAGUUUAUGAUCACCCAGAUAUUCAGAAUACUCUGUAAA
Elgaria multicarinata webbii is the source of this 397-nucleotide messenger RNA. It is a transcript of the gene PIERCE2, whose product is annotated as piercer of microtubule wall 2. The coding region runs from base 58 to 396 and encodes 112 amino acids. Gene Ontology annotation, biological process: axoneme assembly. Lineage: Eukaryota; Metazoa; Chordata; Lepidosauria; Squamata; Anguidae. The transcript has 2 exons. Gene Ontology annotation, cellular component: axonemal microtubule. The record is from RefSeq and is a predicted model, not a curated record.